AAUAGAUUUGGAAAAAAAUAUUGAUACAGUAAUCUUUUUGCUUCUCGAAAUAAAGAAAAAAAUAAAAGAAGAGCUGAAAGAAACUCCUUGUCAUGAUUGCAAUAAACUAAAAGAUAAUUGUAAAAGUACAUUUAAGAAAUAUAACAAGAGUUUAUCUCUUAUCGAAAAUAUAGUAAAACUUCAAAAAGAAGUUGAUGAAACAAAUAGUGAAUAUUUUAAAUUAAACAAAAAAUAUAUCGUUCUAAAAGAAAAAUAUGAGUCUCCUGAUGAUUAA
Racocetra persica is the source of this 274-nucleotide messenger RNA. The record is from the annotation of a GenBank genome assembly. NCBI's taxonomy places the organism in Eukaryota, Fungi, Glomeromycota, Glomeromycetes, Diversisporales, Gigasporaceae.